Naegleria gruberi is the source of this 1872-nucleotide messenger RNA. RefSeq lists its product as uncharacterized. Lineage: Eukaryota; Heterolobosea; Eutetramitea; Acrasida; Naegleriidae. The transcript is spliced from 2 exons. The record is from RefSeq and is a predicted model, not a curated record. Bases 1 to 1872 code for a protein of 623 amino acids. Gene Ontology annotation, molecular function: protein binding. Gene Ontology annotation, biological process: cilium assembly.
AUGACAACAAUAGAACUAGAACAUGCCAUUGGGUUUUCUUCAAUGAUUUCUCAGUCAGUGAUACAACACCCGAAGUCCUCAAACACGUACAUUUUUAUUUCUGGCUGUGUUGCUGUGAUUAAUGAUAGCAAUGAUCCUAACGCUCAACAAUUUUUAAGAGGACAUGAUGACACACUAACCUGUUUGGCCAUCUCAAAUAACGGUCAAGUGAUUGCAACAGGCCAAAAAGGAGAAAAUGCAGACUGUUGCUUGUGGGACGCUCAAAGUUUACAGCUGGUUCAUAGAUUGGCUGAACACGAACAAUCUGUUGGAGCAUGUGCAUUUUCUCAUGACGAUAAACUAAUCGCAACAGUUGGUAAUGCUACAGACAGAAGAUUAUUGAUUUGGAGUGUUCAAACUGGAAAUGUUGUUGCUAGUGCCUCCUUACCAAAACAAACAGAUAAGGUUAUAGUUUGUUUCGGAGGAAUGGUCCGUGAUAUCAAGAAAAGAGAAACUGAUAGAUAUCAACUAGCUACAUGCUCGGGAGGUUCCAUUAUUUUAUGGAGCUUGGAUCCAUUUAAUGGAAUUCUCGAACAAGAAAAAGUUAAUACAGGAGCAUACGUUAGAGACUAUACCUGUAUGCAAUUCGAUAAGAUGGGAGAGUUCUUAUAUUCUGGUAGUACAUCUGGUGAUUUAUCAUUCAUUCAUACUAGAUUGAAAAAAUUGCAAUCUGCCCCAAUUAAGAUUUGCUCAGCAGGUGUCCUAUCUUUGAGUAUCGAUACAUCGAAUGGAAAUAUAAUUGCUGGAGGUGGGGAUGGAACUGUUACUCUAUUUGAUGGACAAAAUAUACUAAAGAAACAAAAGAUUUCAAGUAGGGGUGGAGUGGUAACAAUUAGUUCCUUUCAGAGUGAAUUUAUGUUGAUCGGAACAGAUGGUGGCGAAAUAAUUAAAUCUUCAAUGGAUAAGCUGGAUGUUUCUCUAGUGGCCAGAAACCAUUCUAAGGAUGUGUAUGCUGUUGAUUUUCCAGAUGGGUUGAGUGAUAAAUGUGCCACUAUUUCUUCGGCAUGUGAGGUUAUUUAUUGGGAUUUAUCCUCGUAUUUACCAGAAACCGAAUGUAAAUUCACUCAAGGAGAAAUCUUGAAGGGAACUUCUGCCUUCCCUGUUUCAUGUUCAUUCAUCAAAGAUGAUAUUUCAAUUUUGUUAACUGGUUGGAGUGAUGGAUCAAUUAGAGCAGUAGAUUGUGAAACUGGAGAGCAAUUGUGGACUCUUGCAAAUGCUCAUAGAAAUGCAGUUACAAAAAUUGAUACAAGUUUCAACAACAAGUUCUUUGUGUCUGCUGGGCAGGAAGGAGAUGUUAGAGUUUAUGCGAUGAAAACGAGACAAUUGGUUUGUUCCUUUAAGGAACACACAACCAUGGUUACAUGUUUACAAAUUCUUGAAGAUGAUGUUCAUGUAUUCUCCAGCAGCAAAGAUAGAGAGAUUUUCUGUUACGAUUUAAGGAAUGAAAGAAGAGUUGCAGCAUUUAAUAUGAAGGUAGGAUCUGUUAAUGGAUUCGUCGUUUGUAAAGAUCAUGAAACCAUUAUCAGUAUUGGAUCUGAUAGAUACAUUACCUUUUGGACUAUUUCAUCAGAUAGCCCAACACGAAUCGUUCCUUACAGCAAGAAGUUUGAACCUAAAUGUAUUGCCAAAACCAAUACUUCAGAUAGUAUGUUUGUAAUUUUUGGAACUGAUGAGGCAAUACAUGUUUUUGACGUUGAUACAUGCGAAAAAAUCACUACAAUCUCAACAGAAGGACAGUUCAUUUUCUCUUUAAGGUUUUCACCAGAUGACAGACAACUAAUCUGUGUGGGUGAAGGUGGUGUUAUGCUCUUGUUUAAUGUGUACGACGAAUAG